This is a messenger RNA of Triticum dicoccoides, 2116 nucleotides long. RefSeq lists its product as uncharacterized. Gene Ontology annotation, molecular function: protein binding. The transcript has 4 exons. The record is from RefSeq and is a predicted model, not a curated record. The coding region runs from base 272 to 1639 and encodes 455 amino acids. Lineage: Eukaryota; Viridiplantae; Streptophyta; Magnoliopsida; Poales; Poaceae.
UCUCGUGCCGUCAUACGCGCCGUCGUGAAGCCCGGGCACGUGCCCUAGGCGCAGGCAUGGAACAAAAGAAAUUGAUCUGAGCUGGCCAAAACGAACCCACGUCCGUCGCAGCGGUGAGGGCGCGGCCCCGAGUAGUCGGCGCUCGGCCGCAUCGGGUUCUCCAGUCCAAAUCCACCAUCCUAAACCAGCCCCGUACCUCCAUAGCCUCCCUGCGAAUCCACCGCCGCCGUCCAUUCCCCGGCCGGUCGCCCGCCAUCGCGCCUCGGACCCGAUGGACACGGGUGCAGAUCCUCCACGCCACCGCCGGCUCAGGAAGGCCUCCGAUCUCCGCACCACCGCCGCCGCCUACCCAGCCCGGAAACGGAUGCGUCAGGGCGAGGAGCACAACAGUUGCCGUGAGGACAAGAUCAGCAGCUUACUUAACGAGAUAUUAAUCUUGAUCAUUGACAAGCUAGAUGCACGGACAGCGACAGCCACCACUAUCCUUUCGAAGCAAUGGCAGGAUCUCUAUACACACUCGCACACAGGUUUUGACCUUACGGUUGAUGACAUUCUCCCUCCACGGUACCACAGACUGAAGCAAGUUGUGGUGGAGGCUAAGGCAAGGUAUGAGGCAGAGAAGAAUGCACUGAAGUUGGACGGCAGUUAUGCUUCUAGAGACUGGUUAUAUUCCUUCAAAGACUGGAGGUGGAAAGUCUGUCUGCUAACACCCAUCCUGCAACGUUAUGAGCGUUGGGCCAUGCGACGCUAUGUUAAACGGGUGAAUGCAUUCCUUCUGGCUCCCGACAAUGUUCAGCAACGUUCUAUCCAGAAGCUGAGGCUUCAAGCCUGUGGGAGGAGCGAUUUCACUGAUCAAUGGAUCACAGAAGCGAUUGGCAGAUGGGGCGUUGAAGAAUUGGAGCUUGUCAUUGACAACUCUUCCUGGCGCUAUGACUUCCGGCUGUUGGAUGGAUGCAAGAAUGUGCGACUGAAACGGCUUGUGCUAUCCAAUUGUUAUCAUCGUUUUGCACCCAACCCCUUGACGUUUCAGAGCCUCACAUCACUUACUCUGUGCAAAGAAAGUUUACGCAUGCUACAUGUUCUUGAUAUUCUGGAAAACUGCGCGCAGCUGGUGGAUUUGAGGCUGAAAGAUUCUGGCUGUCGCCAACCUGCUUUUAAUAUCGUUAUUCCUAAGUCACAGUUAAAGAGUCUGCAAUUGGACAACUACAACACUGUGAGUGUCCAUCUGGCUUCGGUGCCUUAUCUUGAAACAUUUGCUUGUCGUGGUCAGCCAACUAUAAUACGCUACGGCGAUGUGCCUCGACUUAGGCAUGUGAGUCUGAACUUCUUGCAAACUGGAGAUAAUGGCAAGGAUGAUUCCUCUCGUAGCAACAGGACAUAUCAACUAAGCAAAUUCUUUAGAGGGGCACCGCCAUCUCUAGAGUACCUUGUUCUGCAGUUAAGAGGGCGUCAGAUGUGGAUCGAACCAACCGCCAUUCCUGUCCGGCUCAAUCAUCUCAAUAAACUAUUCAUUGCAAACGUGCCAAUGAACUGGGAUACAAUCUGGAUUCUCUGCCUAGUUGCUGCCGCGCCUGCCUUGGAGUCGCUCCAUGUUCAUUUUGACAACAACUCAGAGAAGGCGAGUACCGCAGGAUCCUGAAAGAACUCGUGGUCAUUGGCUUCGACGGGGCGGCGUGGCAGACAGGCUUUGUGAAGCAGAUCAUCCAGGCAUCGCCGAUGCUGGAGCGCGCCCACCUGCUGGAUGGGCAUGUCAUGGAGGACGAAGAUUGGGAGCUCGUCGGCCUGGAGAUAGUCCGGCGGCGCCGGGAGUGGCACGAGUGUGAGAGAUCGGAGGUGCUCAGAGACCUGGCAGACGGGAUCAGUUCGCCGCAUCUUGAAAUAGUUUUGGAAUGACUUUUGGUAAAGGUCUGCUGUGCCGGUAGCCCUUCCGUUUGUAGGGCUUGUAGCUGUAUGCCAGGGCCCAAUGAUUAUGUGAUAUCUUGUUCCUUACUGUUGCUUGAUUAUCCAAAGGACGGACGCAGCUAGCCGUUGAGAUGAUUGAUUUCAUGGUGCUUAUAAUGUUCAACACCGUCAAGGUGGUAUGCAGGUGCUGGGGGGCACCUACAUCAUUUUUUUU